Messenger RNA from Varanus komodoensis (Komodo dragon), 1795 nucleotides. RefSeq names its product chromosome unknown C2orf72 homolog (gene CUNH2orf72). The record is from RefSeq and is a predicted model, not a curated record. Bases 1 to 549 code for a protein of 182 amino acids. The transcript is spliced from 4 exons. NCBI's taxonomy places the organism in Eukaryota, Metazoa, Chordata, Lepidosauria, Squamata, Varanidae.
AUGGCGGCGGCGGCGGCGCUGCGCGACUUCCAGGCGCUGGUGGAGCGCGCGGGCGGGCGGCAGCGCCGCCCGGACGACGAGGAGGCGCGCCUGCGGCUGGAGGCGCUGCUCCGGCGGGUCUUCCGCGCCCGGCGGCCGGGCCACCUGGACACGCUGCAAGCCGCCAUCUACCGCCCGGGGGGCGCCGGCGGGGCCGCCGAGGUCCGGGGCGCCGCCUGCCGAGCGCUGCGGGCCGCCCUGAAGCUCCGAGCAGAUGAGGCGGAGACCAAGAAGAAGAGACUCCCGGGAUUCUUGCGAUGUCUCUGGUGGGGCAGGAGGAGACAACGGAAAGGCCGUUUGGGUGCAGCUGCAAAGAAACACCAGGAAGGUGUCUUGCGUGAGCUAAAUGAAGGUGUCGCGUUGACCAACGUAACCCCCAACGGGAACUGCGAGGAUGGCGGUGGAAGGGCAGAGUGCCUGGCGGAGCCCCCCACGGACGCUGCACCUGGCCAGAGGAAGCAACCUCAUCUCCUCUCGGAAGCAGAAGAAUCCGGGAGAGGGAUCCUCUGAGUAUAGUCUUUGCAAAGCAUGAAGUUUUCCUGCGGGCUCUUCGAAAGACGCCGCUUGGCAUUUGAUUGAUUCCCAGAGGACGCUGGAGCCAAAGUGCCGUCGUGCAGCCCAGCCGCUCUCUGCCAUCCUUGGGUCAGCACAGGGUCUGGCAGCUCUGCCUCCUUUCAGCCAGGCGCGAUGGGGGGCCUCCUGGGACCGAAGGGCGCUGGAGUCACGCCAGAUGUCUGAGGCUCACGUUCAACGUGUCAGUGCACUCUGCACACGCACAAGUGGGCACCAUGGUGUUACCAAGCCUGGCAUACCUCUUCUCAGUUUUUAUUCCUGAAUUCAGGAUUUGUUCCCUGUCAAUGUGAAAUAUGUGGGAGACGGCAUCUGUGAACUUGAAAGUCACGGUGCGUGCAAGGACGAAGGAGGGUUGGUUCUGAUAUUGUAAAAACAUUUCCAACUUGAAUUAUUUUCUGUCAUGAAGAGAUUCCAGGCAUGUGUUACUCACCUUUUCUCAAUGAUCAUUUCAAACAUUCAGAAAAUCUUGUGGACCUUAUGGAUACAGUUGAAACCUCAAGUGCAUUUUCUGUAACAGCAGAGUCCAAAGCAGCUUUUGCAUCGAUUGUUGUCCUGGGGGAACUUGCCGAGAAAGCUUCCUGAGCCCGCCCUCUCCUUUUCCGAUUGGCUUGGUAGGCUGUGGUUUUGGGCAGCCUUGCUCAACCUGGUGCCCCCAACUGCACUGGACUUGCGUAUGAGACCAUUAGGCUCUGACGCAAAAGCGUUUAUCAGCAACAUAUGCUUUAAGGCAAAAUAAAACUACUCCUGUUUCCCAAGCUUCAUAGGCCCGGAGUAUGAGCGUGCGAGGUGCCCUCUUCCCAGGCUCUCAUGCCAGUCAAGUAGGGAGCCUGCAUCUCAAAACUUGCUGGAAGAAUGAGAGUGCGUGAACUGCAUACAAAGCAAAAUAAUGCAGAUGGCAACAGUUCAGGAGGGUUAAGGAAGGAGAGAACAGCUAGAUGCAACCGUUGGCUCCUCGAGGGUGCGAUUUGAUGCACCGACGGAAAGAAGCCCGCAACUCCCAGCAUGCCCCAGCCAGCAUCGGGAGAGGGGCUGGCCAACCAGAGCAGGGGUCCUCAAACUGCGGCCCACAGGACAGAUCCGAGCGAGCGAGCCGCCACCUGCCUCCCCUAUGCACACGCUUGCUGCUGCCUCGCGGCGCGGGCGGGGAGGCGGUGGCUCGCUCGCUUGCUCAGUUUUGACUCUC